CUCUCUCUGACGACUGUUGGGCCGCCGCCAGGCCACGUGCUGAGGCUAUCGUUGGUCUCUUCGCCGGCGACGAGCACCCACCAGUUUAAUAUGUCAGAAGCACUUGAGAAAGAUAAGGAAAUUGGUGAAGAGGAAGAGGAGUAUGUAUUGCUAGAGUUAGACAAUUGUCUUUAUUCAGACAUAUCACCAGGUGCUCCGUUCGUACUCUCUGGUUUGGAUACAUUGAUGCCUACCUUGGUAGUAGGUGACAGUCUGAAGAUGAUUGGAGAAUAUGAAGAAACUAUUGGCACCUGCUAUCUAUUCUCUGAAAGUGAAACUGAACCAAAACCUACCAGUGAUGAGAUGACACCUUCUGAAGAAAAUACAGACAAACCAGCUAGCAGCAGUAAGGAAGCACCCUCGAAGGAGGUGAACCAUCUCGCCAGCGUUCAAAAGAUCCUCAAAUUUUGGCCAAUCAAUGCGGAGCAUUCACAGCAUCGAGCAUAUCAGCACAAGGACAGGGAAGUCUAGAGAAGAGGGGGAAAAACUGUAGCUGCUUCUUCAAUACCUCCAGUUAGCUCAUUGACCAUCCAAACGAGGUGGAUUGUAUACUUGCUGAGUUCAUCUAUAUAUCUGAGCUACUAUGUUGGUCCUUA
Messenger RNA from Sorghum bicolor (sorghum), 635 nucleotides. RefSeq names its product general transcription factor 3C polypeptide 6. The record is from RefSeq and is a predicted model, not a curated record. Gene Ontology annotation, biological process: transcription by RNA polymerase III. NCBI's taxonomy places the organism in Eukaryota, Viridiplantae, Streptophyta, Magnoliopsida, Poales, Poaceae. Gene Ontology annotation, cellular component: transcription factor TFIIIC complex. The transcript has 5 exons. The coding region runs from base 91 to 510 and encodes 139 amino acids.